AUGCCACGGUCAGUCUAUUCUCACAAGAAUAUGGUUUCUGCUCGUGCUCUUGAGCGAGCUAUUUUGAACUCCAACAUGGAAUACUCGAGUAUUAGAGUUGGCAGAAUGACCAUUCCACAACAACAUGCCAAUGUAUCAUCAUCGGAAGCUGUUGCUCCUUCUUCUUCACAUCAUCACCCUCUCGCGACCAAUAAUAUAUUACACAAUACUCAGCCUCCACCAUCAAGCGUUUCAAAUUCUUCAAUGCUUGGUAAUCAUGACAGACCACCACCACCUCCAACCUUGAACGACGGAGAAGGGGGAGAAGGAAACAACUCGGAUGGAUUUCUUCACACCAUGGUGAAUGAUUUAGAAAGCAAUGAGAGCUUUGUAGAGUUUUUUGAAGUGUUUCAAAAACAAGCACUGGUCAUGAUUAUGAAUCAAAUUCCCAACUCACGUACUCCAAUAUCCACUCAUUCCAGUAAGACUUUGGGAGAAUUAAUAUUUGAUAUGCUACAAUUAUAUGUCAAAUUUAAGGCUAGCAAAGUAAUGAUGAAUGAAAUUUUCAGAAUCUUGAAUGCACUUCUUCCAGAUACUUGUAAGUUGCCUUUCAAUGUCAAUACCUUACUCAAAAAGAUUAUUAAUGUAUCCAAGCAAUAUCAAAAAGUAUAUCAUUGCUGUGAUCAAGUAUGUGAAGCUUCUAAUCAUUGCUGUUCCAAAUGUGGAAUGGAUUGUUCUAAUAGUUUUUUCUGGAGUAAAUCUAUUGAAACUUGCACUUCAGAAAUGGUGGACUUGAUUGGAUUGAGAAAUUUUAAAGCUCAUUGCACUGUUCAACCAAAUAUCGAUGAAAUUAAUGACUGUAUAGACUCGAUUGAAUAUGAACGAGUUGUGAGAGGCUGGAAAGAACCGGAUGCCGUGUGUAUUACCCUCAUUGGUGGAGGUGAUUCAGGUUCUGUUAGCAAAAGCAGCAGAGUGUGCUUCCUCUUGUAG
Molecule: messenger RNA, 969 nt
Organism: Naegleria fowleri
Lineage: Eukaryota; Heterolobosea; Eutetramitea; Acrasida; Naegleriidae
Exons: 1
Coding region: 1-969 (322 amino acids)
Source: RefSeq, a predicted model, not a curated record